UCAUGUGAUGGCCAACAACAAAGACUUGUAAGUGCUCUUAAAGAGUUCGGUAAAAUACUGAAGAAACGACGAAAACAUGAUGUCUGGUUACCAUUAGGUGACAACGCCAACGCGUUGUAAAACGAGGAGAAAAGUGUAAACAGCGCUAAUAUGCAAAACUCCAUUGUGCCAAUUUUUGCUCCAACACCAGUCUUUUCCGCUUUGCCGACCAUCCCAGCCACAUCCAGCUUUAUAGUGAAGUGUUUCCCAGGGGAACUUUAGGGGCGGAGAUGUAAUGACUCAUGACCAUACUACAGUGCAACCAGAUUGGAGUGGUGAUGAAUUCAUUAAUGACAUCACAAGAUUGAGGGAGAGGAGAGGGAUUCUUCAGCAGGAUUUCAGGGGUGUAGGACUGCACCCUUUAAGCAACCAGAAUGCCUGUUAUCAACAUGGAUGACCUGACGGACAAGGACAAGGCUUUGAUGGAGUUAAACCAAAAAAAACUUGAAGUGAAACUUGAGAGGUGGUUGACAUCUAAAUGCUGUGAGGAAAUCAAGGACUAUAUUCAGGCUCGAGAGGAAGAAGACACCCUCGUCAAAGGCAUUUCAGAGGAGAAGAACCCCUUCAAGGAGAAAGGUGGCUGUGUCAUCUGCUAGACUCGACCUGAGGAGCUCUUCAUAUCUCAGAUUAGCACCCAAGGACAUUCUCCCUCUCCACAUAAAAUGGAGAUGCAGACUAGGGGACAUACAGUAAUAAAGAAAAAAAUAUUCACAAGUAUCCAUGUAAACAAUUCCCCAUCUUCUGGACAGAUUUGUAGGCUUAU
Messenger RNA from Perca flavescens (yellow perch), 802 nucleotides. It is a transcript of the gene gngt1, whose product is annotated as guanine nucleotide binding protein (G protein), gamma transducing activity polypeptide 1. The record is from RefSeq and is a predicted model, not a curated record. Gene Ontology annotation, biological process: G protein-coupled receptor signaling pathway. Lineage: Eukaryota; Metazoa; Chordata; Actinopteri; Perciformes; Percidae. Bases 414 to 635 code for a protein of 73 amino acids. Gene Ontology annotation, cellular component: heterotrimeric G-protein complex. The transcript has 4 exons. Gene Ontology annotation, molecular function: G-protein beta-subunit binding.